Pelagomonas calceolata is the source of this 722-nucleotide messenger RNA. Lineage: Eukaryota; Pelagophyceae; Pelagomonadales; Pelagomonadaceae. The record is from the annotation of a GenBank genome assembly.
GGCGGCGACACAAAGGCUGCACGCAGCGGCGCAAACUCUUCGGCGGCACGGCGAGGAAGACUUGUUUUAAGCAACUAUCACUGUGCCGAGUCGAUUCUGAAAGUCACACCAUCGCUGCGACAGCUGCCAGUGUACUGCAGGCUGCACAUCAUACAAUGGCCGCCUACGACGCCUCUGUAAACGUCUGGACCGCCGCGUCGGACGGCGACCUGGACACCGUAAGACGGUGCAUCGAAGGCGGCGCGCACCAGCCGCACACGCCGGACGAGCAAGGGUACACGUGCCUCCACGCGGCGGCGUCGUACGGCCACCACGAAUUACUACAGUACUUAAUAGCGAGGCCCGGCGUGAACCUGAAUUGCGGCGACGAGGACGGCGACACGCCGCUGCACGUCGUCGAGGACGUGGAGUCGUGUCGGAUGCUGCUGGCCGCCGGUGCGGACGCGAGCGUGCGCAACGGCGACGGCCUGUCGCCGGCGGGCAACGCGCGGGGCGAGGGGCGGGACGCCAUCGCGGAUCUACUGACGCAAGCGCACCCGGCCGCGGCCGCGGCCGACGAUGCUUCGGUAAUAGCCGCGAGACGGGAAGCCGCGGCGGACGGCGAUGAAGCAAUGGAGAAGCUCGAGCUGUCGCUCAAUCAACUGUCCGAGGCCGCCGGUAAUGUUCCCGCGGCAGAGGAGAACAGCAACAAGCGGGCGCGUGUGUAAAAAACAACAAUGUUA